This is a messenger RNA of Ricinus communis (castor bean), 3699 nucleotides long. RefSeq lists its product as uncharacterized. NCBI's taxonomy places the organism in Eukaryota, Viridiplantae, Streptophyta, Magnoliopsida, Malpighiales, Euphorbiaceae. The transcript is spliced from 14 exons. The record is from RefSeq and is a predicted model, not a curated record. Gene Ontology annotation, cellular component: CCR4-NOT complex. Bases 164 to 3019 code for a protein of 951 amino acids. Gene Ontology annotation, biological process: protein ubiquitination. Gene Ontology annotation, molecular function: ubiquitin-protein transferase activity; RNA binding.
UUUUAUAAUUUAUUUCUUUAUUUUUUUGUCUCUCUUCUGCUACUGCUACUUCUUACUCUCUUUUCUUUAUUUUUGUGGCUUCCGCAUUUAUUAUCCAAAGGUUCACUCUCUCUCGCGCUUUCUUCAUAUUCUUUCUCUUAUUUUCCAUUUUCUCACUGCAACCAUGAGUGAUAGGGGUGACAAAGUGUGCCCAUUGUGCACCGAGGAGAUGGAUUUGACCGAUCAGCAAUUGAAGCCAUGCAAAUGUGGCUAUGAGAUUUGUGUUUGGUGCUGGAAUCAAAUCAUGGAGAUGGCUGAAAAGGAGAAAACUGAGGGUCGCUGUCCAGCAUGCCGCUCAGCUUAUGACAAAGAAAGAAUUGUUGGAAUGGCUGCAAAUUGUGAAAGAUUGGUGGCUGAAAUAAAUUCAGAGCGAAAACUAAAAUCACAGAAGGCAAAGCCAAAACCAUCUGAAGGAAGGAUGCAUCUUAGCAAUGUUAGGGUUAUUCAGCGGAAUCUAGUGUACAUAAUUGGAUUACCACUGAACCUUGCGGAUGAAGCACUUCUUCCGCGGAGAGAGUACUUUGGCCAAUAUGGAAAGGUGUUGAAGGCCUCUAUUUCUAAAACAUCAACUGGGGUUAUUCAGCAUUCUUCAAACAACAGUUGCUGUGUGUAUAUAACAUAUUCGAAAGAGGAGGAAGCAGUGCGUUGUAUUCAGUCGGUUCACAGUUUUAUCUUAGAAGGUAGAUCCUUAAGGGCAUGCUUUGGAACCACCAAAUAUUGCCAUUCAUGGCUUAAAAACCAGCCUUGCAGCAUUCCAGACUGUUUGUAUUUGCAUGAAUUUGGUACUCAAGAAGAUAGUUUUACAAAAGAUGAUUUAGUUUCUGCCUUUACAAGGAGUAGAGUUCAACAAAAUAUUGGUGCGACUAUAAAUUUGCAUCGACGUUCGGGGAAUAUGUUACCACCCCCAGCAGAUGAGUAUACCGAUGGAAAUAUAUCAUCAACAGCCACACCCGAUUGUAGAGGUCCUGUUAAUACUGUUGGAAACUCUGAUGGUGGAUCUUUUGCUGACUCUGAUGGUGGAUCUUUUGCUGAUAAUGGUACAGAAAGAUCUAAUGCACUUCCUGGGGCAGCAUCAUGGGUCAUGUGUGUCUCUUCUAGCGUACCACUGGCUACAAGCAUGUCAGUUGCAGCUGGAACUCAUAGUCUUAAGCCCGAAACACCAAGUAGUAACGAAGCUCUUGCUUCUGAAAUUGGAAGCCCCAAAGGAUCUUCUGGUGCGAAAAAUAUUACAAUACCUGAAGGAAGUUCUGAAGCACAGCCAUCUGUUGUAUCAUGUGGUGGUGAUGUCAUAACAUCUGCUGGCACAAACUCUCUAGGACUUGCCAAACAGUCUCCUCCUCCAGCUAUGAACAAAGAGGAAAAUUUUGCGGAUGGAGAGUUUCAGGGAUUAUGCUCGGCAGUAUCGUCAAUUAGCAUUUCUAGCCAUCCUAAGGAUGAGAACACUAGUUCUGCUAUUCCAAUAAGUUCAGUUUAUACCCAUAGCCUGCCCAUAACUCGCGGUUCAUAUCAGGAUGUCAACCUACUUAUUGAGUCUUCAGCUUCACCAGCAUUAAGGGAAAGCUCAAUCGUGGAGGAUUUACCAGGUUUUGAUAAACAGCUUAGUGAUUCUGGAGAUGCCUACAAUCUACAACUCCGAUCUUGUCUACUUUCUUCAAAACAGAAUCUGAAACCCUUGGGUCAUCACCCUGGGCAGCAAGGCGAAAGUAAUCAUCAUAGUCCUGUUGAUUCCCAUCAGAGCACUGUACCAAUUAAAUGCGAUGGUGUUGCUUAUCAGUUGAGGUCUGGCCUGCCAGUACUGUCUAAUGGGUCCUGUGGUAACCAGCCUAGUGGCCAUUUUGAAUUGGAUAGGGCUUCUAACUAUUCUAGUAUCUUGUCUGAUGUGGGAUCAGCUAAAUAUUUGGAAGGAUGUGAUGAUACUAAAGUUAGUUCUAACAAUAAAGCUUUUCUGGAUAUAGGGGAAAGCAGCAUUAUCUCUAGUAUUCUAUCUAUGGAUUUGGAUGCAUGGGAAGAUACAUUGACCUCACCUAAGAGUUUUGUCAAGUUGCUAACUGAAACUGACAAGCAACAUGGUACACUAAAAGUGCCAAGUUUAAGAAAAGUACAGGACAGCAAUCAGUCAAGGUUCUCCUUCGCCAGACAGGAUGAUUUCCUUGACCAGGAUUGUAAUAUGGGGCAUCCUCUGGCAAAUGCAAUCAAUAGUUCUUCUGCUUCUCAUCAUUAUAAUGAGAACAAGUAUCUUAGCAUGGACAAAUACAAUGAUAUUUCUUCAAAUGGUAGUUCUGUGGAGUCCAAUAGUUUUCUCAGCAGUCAUACUUUUCCGGGAUCUAAUUAUUCAGUUGCCAAAGCUCCAACAUCUCCACCAGGAUUUUCUGUUUCAAGCAGGGCAGUACCCCCAGGGUUUCCUACUAAUAGGCCAAUGAACUAUGAUGCAAACUUUAUGCUUCAAAACUCUGCACCAUCAUCUAGGAAAGUUGGUAGCUACGCUGAUGUUGAAUUCUUUGAUCCUGCAAUUAUGGAAGUUGGUGAUGGGCUCCUGGCAGCAAGGCUGAAUAGUUCAAGCUUUGACAUGAGGCCGGCUAUGUCGUCGCGUUUUAGUCCUUUUGAUCAUGAUACAGAGCUUCAGUUGCUGAUGCAGCAACCAAUUUCUGCCAAGCAGAACCAUAGAUUCCCAGAUCACUUCAGGAGUAGAGUCUCUCCCCCAAAUGAUGCUUACAACAUAUCAUCCAUGCUUAUGGGCCAAUCCCCACCCAGCAAUCCAUCUCCAUUUGCACAAGUGACAGCUCAACAGGUUAGAAAUGUACACAUGUCAAAUGGCUGUUGGAGUGGUUGGGAUGAGACCAAGAGUGUCAAUAAUGUGGGUAUGCCAGAAUUGCUCGUGAAUGGGAGGCUAGGAUUCAACAAAAUUAUCCCUAGUCAUGAAGAUCUGAAGUAUCACAUUUCUAGUUCCAGCAAGCUAUACAAUAGAGGAUUUGCCUUGUAGAUUUUGUUGAAAUUGGAAUUCCGUGAUGCUUGGAUAGAUUAAUGGGAAUGUGAGUGGGUGAUUUGUUGGAUGUGAAUUGCCAUUGUUUUUUAUGAGGCCGGUUCUCUUGAUUUUGUGCACACUGUUCUAUUGGCAAAGGACAAGUAAGCUGCAUUGUUUGCCCUCUUGUCCAGGAAGCUCCAUCUGGUUUUGAAGAAAUAAAGCCUAUUAUGCCUGCAGAACUAAAGGUGGAGGUUUUGAAGGAUAUGUUUGACUGGCAUUGUUUCAUGAAAUCAUUACCUGUUUGUUUUUCCUUGAAGCAGAUACAGUUGCCACACGAAUUAAGUUCCAAUAAACCAUUAUUGGUUUGUAAUUGCAGGUAUGCUGAAACAAGAACAUUUCUUUUGGCAUGGGCAGCUAGCUUACUCAGGAUGGAUUGAAUCCUAUAAUUAACUUAUUGACUGUCUGAAGAGAAGGAAAAAGACACGAGACGUAAAGUUCAGUGUCCUCGUUACAUGACAUGGGGCAAAAUCUGGGGGAGGUAUUCAGUUUCAAGCCACCUUGGUUAAACCACAACAUUCCUAUGAUGAGCGACAGGUGGAACCUUUUACUGUUUGUAGAAGUACGAUAGGUGGAACCCAACAUUCCCAUCAAGUUCUAAUUUUCUCAUUGGAUGAAAUUCGAUAUUGCAUUUCUAGUAA